Ixodes scapularis (black-legged tick) is the source of this 908-nucleotide messenger RNA. Its product is annotated as forkhead box protein L2-like. The transcript has 2 exons. Gene Ontology annotation, molecular function: DNA-binding transcription factor activity, RNA polymerase II-specific; RNA polymerase II cis-regulatory region sequence-specific DNA binding. Gene Ontology annotation, biological process: cell differentiation; anatomical structure morphogenesis; regulation of transcription by RNA polymerase II. Lineage: Eukaryota; Metazoa; Arthropoda; Arachnida; Ixodida; Ixodidae. Bases 1 to 762 code for a protein of 253 amino acids. The record is from RefSeq and is a predicted model, not a curated record.
AUGUUGGAUGUCGGUGAGUUGGGACCGCUCUCCGGAGGGGACCCCUGGCUGCUUGAAGAGCCCCGUGGCAACCAAUGCGCCGCUGCCAGCGCCAACACUGUGACUUACGACGACCGCUCACCGGAAUUGCCGGAACCACAGCUGCCGUGCUCGUCCGCCAGCAGCGACAGGACCGCGGACGCCAACACCAAGCCACCGUAUUCGUACGUCGCACUCAUUGACAUGACGCUCAAGGAGGCCCCUGGAGGCCGCAUGACCCUAAGCGACAUCUACAAGGCCAUCAUGGCCCGCUUUCCCUACUUCAAAACCGAUCAACGCGGCUGGAAGAAUUCCAUCCGGCAUAAUCUGAGCUUGAAUGAAUGCUUCGUCAAGGUACCGCGCGAGGACGCAUCCGACGGCAAGGGCAACUUCUGGUGCCUGCAUCCGGCCUACCAGGACAUGUUCAAGGACGGCAACUACCACCGCAGACGCCGCAUGAGCAGGAAGCCCCGCGACUAUGACCCACCGAACUUCGCACCUGCGAAUGCGUCGCCGAUGGCGGUCGUGCCUGCGCAGUCGGACGUCUACCUGGGUCACUACCAGAGGAGGACGAGCUGGGUUGCUCACCCGCCGCCCUUCUACCAGCCCCAAGUGCUCCUGGAGCCGCAGCUGUCGCGGGCGGCCCUCCCUCAAGGAAUGGUCGAGCGUCACGAUCAGGGACGAUAUCGCCAAUUUGAAGCUGCUCAGCCACACGGAAAUGUUGGCCGUUACCGGCCUUACUAAGACAGAUCUAGGACUGCAGCACGGACUGAAAUGACACAAAGUGGCCGUUAUUAGUCGUUACCGGCCUUACUAAGACAGAUCUAUGACUGCAGCACGGACUGAAAUGACACAAAGUGGCCGUUAUUAAACUGCUAGAAGAUAUGCUC